UAAGAGAGCUUUAAAGCUUCCAUUUCCACUUCCAAUGAAUGGUAUUAGAUGUCUUCAGCUUUUUCCUCUCUUAUGGUUGCAACGUUAUUCUGCUAAUCACUCGUCGUCUUUUUCACCAACUCAGUCUUUAUUAACUUGUGAAGCUAUCAAUAAACCAUCAAUACAAUCUAAAUCAGUGUCAUCAUUGGGAUCCCCAUCAAUAUCUUCAGGUAAUCUAAACAUGGAGAACAUUCCAGAGGUUGACAUUGAUGGUAGAGGUAAAUUUAAGUACAUUCAAAUCAAAGUCAAAGAUGACUCUGGUAAUGAAAAAUUGAUAAUACGUGGUCAUCGAGAUGCCGGCUAUCAUGCUGAUAUCUUGGAACGAGUCCAAUCUCACUAUCCUAACCUUAGGUGUGAUUGUCCUGGCGGUGGAAGAAUUCUUCAUGAGCCUGAUAAAAAGAAAAUAUUGGUCUAUGGUUAUUCAAUGGGUUUUGGUAGAGGAGAUCACGAAGUAACCGUUGCUAUAUUGAAGAAACAUUAUCCUGAUUAUAAUAUUGAAUGGAAUAACGAAGGCUACUGAAUUAGUAUAACCAAUGUUCACUAUCACAAGACAAGAAUUUGAGAAAGAUUUAGAGCAGUUUUUGGAAAUUUCAAGGGGAACAUCUGAGCCAUGGGAAGGAGUAGAGGCAAAUAACCCUUCUGGUUACGUUUAUGCUGCAUAUUCAAUGACAAAGGUUUUAAAGAAUGAUUCCAAUAUCGAUGAAAAAUGCGCUUCAACAGAAAAAGAUGAUGAUCAACAAGCCGUUUGUACAAAUGAUAGCGUGAUUGUAAAAUUUAAUUAUCAUAUUAUAUAUGAUGAAAGCUUUUCCGUUCCUAUUCUAUAUUUUCAAGCUUUUCACUCAAACGGAUCUCUUUUGAAAAUAGAAGAAAUUUGGAAAAUGAUACCUAAAGAUUACCUCGGGAAUUAUUCGCCAGAAUUAGAAGAACGCUUUGAAAUGCUCAGCUCAAUUGUUUCUCCAACUGAACAUCCGUACCUUGGUGCGCCCUAUUAUAAAUUCCAUCCUUGUCAAACAUCUUCUCUUCUGUACAAUGCAUUUAAAAGUUCAGAAGAAUCGCCAGGAAAAAAGUUCAAUUCUAUAAUAUGUUGGUUAUCAACUAUAGCACCUUUAGUUGGCUUAACUCUUGACCCUUUUUAUGCUAUAGC
This is a messenger RNA of Tetranychus urticae (two-spotted spider mite), 1183 nucleotides long. Its product is annotated as sex-regulated protein janus-A. Lineage: Eukaryota; Metazoa; Arthropoda; Arachnida; Trombidiformes; Tetranychidae. Gene Ontology annotation, cellular component: cytosol. Gene Ontology annotation, molecular function: protein histidine phosphatase activity. The record is from RefSeq and is a predicted model, not a curated record. Gene Ontology annotation, biological process: peptidyl-histidine dephosphorylation.